Messenger RNA from Thermochaetoides thermophila DSM 1495, 2634 nucleotides. RefSeq lists its product as uncharacterized. The transcript is spliced from 2 exons. Lineage: Eukaryota; Fungi; Ascomycota; Sordariomycetes; Sordariales; Chaetomiaceae. The record is from RefSeq and is a predicted model, not a curated record. The coding region runs from base 1 to 2634 and encodes 877 amino acids.
AUGGGAGUCGGGAGUUACUUCAAGGCCACGGGCUCACCGGCCACCGAGGCCGCGCAGACACCAUAUCAAACACAGUCACCAAAUCCAACGCCAGAGCCGUCUAGUAGACCUACUUCGGUGCUGCAGCCUCCUACGCCUAGGUAUGGCUCACGACCACAGUCGCUGUCAGGCCGCUCGACGCGGUCUAAUAACAGCUCCUUCAUAUUGGACGACAUCAAACACGAGGUUAUGGUCAACUAUCUCUACCAGCAACAAUGCGCCAACCUCUGGGUGUCUGAUGGUAGCGGUGAGAUUGAGGGCGUGUUGCUUCGCAAAUCGAGAGGCCACUACAUGGCUUGCCCACCGCAGCUGGGCAGCUCACCAUUUGCGAUGGCCUGCGCGGCUCUUAAUGUCCAGUGUGCCAUGACAGUCAACUCAAGAGUCAUCAAGACGUUCCUGCAGUGGUCUCCAGAUGCAGUCGAUGUGCCGCUGACAAACGGCCUGCGGGUUCAAAUUCUGCCUACUAUCGACGAUUUGCCGAGGGCAAGGAAACAUCAGUUCGCCGCGUUCAUCGCUUCGGAAGGUCUUCUGGUGGUAUGGGACGACGACGCGCUUCAUCUGGUUCAGCGCGCAAAGGCUAUUGAGUCGGAGCUGAUGCAGUUAGUGUGGCGUGCUGGCACCGAGGGUGACGAAGAAGACGAGAAGGCUACUGGCCGCGGUGAGCCCGAGAUUGAUGAGGAGAGUGGCGAGAUUAAGCCUGAGAAGAGGCCGGUGCAUUUGAUGAACACAUACCUAGUCACCCUGACGCUGAUUCUGGUGACGGUUUCGAUUGGUGCGGCUGGCCGGCAGCUGGCCAUCGAGGUGUCAGUCGACGGUAACUAUGUCCGGUUGGCGCUGCUUGCGCUGGCUCCUGUGCAGAUCUUCUUCACGCUUUUCUUCUGCCAGGUCAUUGUCGGUUGCUUGGCACAGAUUUUUGGUCCCAUCCGCCAGCUCACCAUCAACUCUAAGUUCUACUCGGCAAAGCCGCCGCCGCGGUUGCGCUCGGCUGUGCUGCCGCACGUCACGAUCCAAUGCCCCGUCUACAAGGAAGGUCUGCAGACUGUCAUUGCCCCGACCGUCAAGUCCAUCAAGCAGGCCAUGUCGACAUACGAACUUCAGGGAGGCUCGGCCAAUCUGUUCAUCAAUGACGACGGUCUGCAGCUGAUCUCGGAGGAAGAACGUCGUGCGCGUAUCGAGUUCUAUGCCGACCACAGCAUCGGCUGGGUAGCCAGGCCAAAGGAUGGUGAGAAUGGGUUCAAGCGCCGUGGCAAGUUCAAGAAGGCUAGCAAUAUGAACUUUGCCCUGAUGAUUUCGUGCAAGGUUGAGGACAAGCUUGCGCAGAUUGAACGUGGCCCUGAGUGGACACAACAUGACGAAGCGCAAGCCUAUGAGAAGGCGCUGAAGGAAGUGCUCGAGGAGGAUGGUCGUGCUUGGGCGGACGGCAAUAUCCGCAUUGGUGAUUACAUCCUGCUCAUCGACUCUGACACUCGUGUCCCGGCCGACUGCUUGCUGGAUGCCGUCUCCGAGAUGGAGCUCUCCCCCGACGUCGGUAUCAUGCAGUUUUCUUCCGGCGUCAUGCAGGUCGUCCACACGUACUUUGAGAACGGCAUCACCUUCUUCACCAACCUUAUCUACAGCGCUAUCCGUUACACAGUUUCGAAUGGCGACGUCGCCCCUUUCGUUGGCCACAACGCUAUCCUUCGCUGGUCCGCCAUUCAACAGGUUUCAUAUGUGGAUGAGGACGGCUACGAGAAGUUCUGGUCGGAAAGCCACGUGUCCGAAGACUUCGAUAUGUCCCUGCGCUUGCAGUGCAAUGGGUACAUUAUCCGCUUGGCAGCCUGGGCCGGUGAUGGCUUCAAAGAGGGUGUGUCGUUGACAGUGUACGACGAACUUGCACGUUGGGAGAAGUACGCGUACGGCUGUAAUGAGCUUCUGUUCCACCCCAUCAGGACGUGGCUGUGGAAAGGACCGUUCACUCCUCUCUUCCGCCGGUUUUUGUUCUCGAACAUCCGCUUCACUUCCAAGGUCACGGUCAUCUCGUAUAUCGGAACUUACUACGCCAUCGGCGCCGCCUGGAUCAUGACUUCGGUCAACUACUUCCUCAUGGGCUGGUUCAACGGCUACCUUGACAAGUACUACCUCGACUCGUGGCAGGUCUGGUUCUCGAUCAUCCUUGUCUUCAACGGCCUGGGUAACAUCGCUCUUGCUGUCAUGCGCUAUCGUGUUGGUGAGCGGAGCAUCCUGUAUGCGCUGUACGAGAACUUCAAGUGGACUAUCAUGCUAGCCAUCUUCCUCGGUGGCUUGUCGCUGCACAUCUCGCAGGCGCUGUUGGCCCACAUGUUCGAGAUCGACAUGCAGUGGGGUGCGACCGCGAAGGAGGUCGAGUUCUCGAAUUUCUUCAUUGAGGUGCCAAAGGUGUUGCGGAAGUUCAAAUUCUCAAUGCUCUUUUCCAUGGCCUUUAUCGUCGGCAUGAUCAUCCUCGCCACGGCCCCGUUCAUCCCGUACAGCUGGCACAUCACCGACUUCGUGGCCAUCUUGCCCAUGGCGACUGUUGCAGCUUCGCAUUUGUUGCUCCCGAUUGCCCUGAACCCCGCGUUGAUGACAUUUUCGUGGUAA